AUUAUUACCUCUUCAAUUUUGAGCCUUUCCUUUUUUUUUCAGUCUAAUUUGUUGUGUUGUGCCCACCCAGAUUCAAAAUUCAUCUUGGAAUCUCUGAUUUGUCUUCUUUUUCCACUCUGGCUCUCUAUUUCUGUGUCUUAUCUUCCUGUUUGCUUGUGACUUUGUGUGGUGUGUGUGAUGUGGCUGUGAAGUGGUUGUUAAAAGUCUCACCUUUUGGGGUUCUUUGGUGAUUUGUUUUUGUUGCAUUGGACUGGAAUCUGAAGAUGGGUUUUCAUUGUUAGGUAUUUGAGGGUUUCUGAGCAUUGAUUUGAUUUGGAAGAGAAAGAUGAAGGAUUUCUCUGGGACACCUGGCACUGUUCUUGGGCUUGUUCUUAGGAUGUCACAGUUCAUUUUUGCUGCUGGGUCUAUUGCUUCCAUGGCUACCACAACCAGUUUCUUUAAUUUGACUGCCUUUUGUUACUUGAUAGCUUCAAUGGGUUUACAAAUCAUUUGGAGUUUUGUGCUUGCUUUAAUGGAUUUGUAUGCUUUGGUGAGAAAGAAGGUCCUCCUCAACCCGGUACUAAUUAGCCUCUUUGUAGUUGGAGAUUGGGUAACAGCAACACUAUCUCUUGCAGCAGCUUCUGCCUCGGCUGGUAUUACAGUUUUGUACUUUCAUGAUCUGGGACACUGCCACUUUGGAGAAGAGUGCCAAAAGUACCAGAUUUCUGUGGCAUUUGCAUUCCUGAGCUGGAUUUCAACUUCAAUAUCAUCUCUAAUUAUGCUUUGGCUAUUAGCUGCAGGGUAGCUAACUUUUCCACUAGAAUUCCCUCAUCCAACCAGAAUUAGUCAUGUUGAAAAUUUUAUUUUCAAAUUGUUAACAGGAAAGGAAUCACUGUAGAGUUGUACUCUGAAAUUUAAUUGGGAUAGCUGCAGAAUGCAGAUUGUAAAGGGGACAAAAAAUGUAUAAAUGAUUUUUCUUUGCAAAGAUAUAAACCUAUAUGUUUACGUGAAA
Messenger RNA from Glycine soja, 991 nucleotides. Its product is annotated as CASP-like protein 5B3. Bases 326 to 784 code for a protein of 152 amino acids. The transcript is spliced from 3 exons. Gene Ontology annotation, cellular component: plasma membrane. The record is from RefSeq and is a predicted model, not a curated record. Lineage: Eukaryota; Viridiplantae; Streptophyta; Magnoliopsida; Fabales; Fabaceae.